Molecule: messenger RNA, 3474 nt
Organism: Bicyclus anynana (squinting bush brown)
Lineage: Eukaryota; Metazoa; Arthropoda; Insecta; Lepidoptera; Nymphalidae
Gene: Gpo1
Product: glycerol-3-phosphate dehydrogenase, mitochondrial
Exons: 16
Coding region: 328-2487 (719 amino acids)
Biological process (GO): glycerol-3-phosphate metabolic process
Cellular component (GO): mitochondrion; glycerol-3-phosphate dehydrogenase (FAD) complex
Molecular function (GO): calcium ion binding; glycerol-3-phosphate dehydrogenase (quinone) activity
Source: RefSeq, a predicted model, not a curated record
GUUAAACGCAUAAAUAUGCGUCUUUGAAUAGUCACUCGGUCCCUUCCCUACUUUAUACGCCGUCGCUUGACGGGUCGACCAAGGUAGGGCGUUAUGCCUUGCCGCGCGAAUUCAUACUAGUAUUCUGGUUUUGCUGUUACAAAAAAUAUAUUACUAGUGGUGUAUUUUACCGUUUUUUAACACAAAAGUGAUGUGAAAAAUCUAUUGGUUUAAUGUAAUGUGUUAAAAUCGUAAUAAUAAAUAGUUAGUGCCCUUGUGUACUAUAAUUAGUUUUUAUAUAACUAAAUGUGUUCUUAGUUUAACUGCUGUGUUAAAGGAUAAAAGACAAUGUCUCGAAGGAAAUUGCUAAUAGGCGGCGCAGGAGCGGCGGGCGCGGCGUUGGCUGGCUGGGCACUCUACGCGGACGAUAAACCGCAAUGGUACAACGGGCCAACAGUGUCAGCAAAGACGGAGCGCAAGAAGCGGCCGCUCCCUUCUCGCACAGAGCAAGUGAACAUGCUGCAGGCCGGACACACCUACGACGUGCUCAUCAUCGGAGGGGGCGCCACCGGAGCAGGGUGCGCCCUCGACGCUACCACUAGGGGGCUGCGCACCGCACUAGUGGAGGCGGACGACUUCGCCAGCGGCACGUCUAGCCGCAGCACCAAGCUCAUCCACGGCGGCGUGCGAUACCUCCAGAAGGCCAUCCUGCAGCUCGACUACGAGCAGUACAAGAUGGUGAAGGAGGCGCUGCACGAGCGAGCCAACAUGCUGGAGGUGGCGCCGCAUCUAACCCGGCCACUGCCUAUACUACUGCCGGUAUAUAAAUGGUGGCAGGUCCCUUACUACUGGUUCGGUAUCAAGAUGUACGACAUAGUCGCGGGUGACAGAAACCUGAAGAGCUCCUACUAUUUAUCAAAGAAGAACACUCUAGAACUAUUCCCCAUGUUGAAAUCCGACAACUUGUGCGGCGGCAUCGUAUAUUAUGAUGGUCAACAAGACGACGCGCGCAUGUGCCUGGCGAUAGCACUGACGGCGGCGCGCCACGGCGCCACCAUCGCCAACCACGUCAAGGUCACCAAGCUGUACAAGACCAACAACAAACUCAGCGGAGCACGCCUUAAAGACGAACUAACGGGCAAGGAAUGGGACAUCAAAGCCAAGUCCAUCAUCAACGCGACCGGCCCCUUCACAGACUCCAUCAGGAAGAUGGACGACCAGCAGCUCAAGGACAUCUGCUGCCCGUCGUCUGGCGUGCAUAUUGUGCUGCCUGGAUACUACAGUCCAGAGCACAUGGGUCUUCUGGACCCGUCGACGUCAGACGGUCGUGUGAUCUUCUUCCUGCCGUGGCACAAGGGCACCAUCGCCGGCACCACGGACCUGCCUUGCCAAGUCACCCACAACCCCAAACCCACCGAGGACGAAAUCCUGUUCAUCCUCACCGAAGUCAAGAACUACUUGAAUCCGGACGUUGAAGUGCGCCGCGGCGAUGUGCUGUCGGCGUGGUCGGGCAUCCGGCCGCUGGUGUCGGACCCCAACAAGCCGGACACGCAGUCGCUGGCGCGCAACCACAUCGUGCACGUGUCGCCGUCCGGCCUCGUCACCAUCGCGGGCGGCAAGUGGACCACCUACCGCUCCAUGGCGGCGGAGACUAUCGACGCUGCCAUCGAAAGUGCGAAUCUAAAACCCUUGUACAAAGAGUGCCAGACCGACGGCUUCUUGAUAGAAGGCGCCCACGGCUGGACGCCCACCAUGUACAUCAGAUUAGUGCAGGACUUUGGACUUGAGAUGGAGGUAGCCCAGCAUUUAGCGAAGUCCUACGGAGACAGAGCGUUCGCGGUCGCCAAAAUGGCGCAAAUGACUGGCAAGAGAUGGCCGAUCAUUGGCAAGAAGAUCCAUCCAGAGUUCCCCUACAUCGAUGCUGAAAUUAGGUACGGUGUCCGCGAGUAUGCGUGUACAGCUGUAGACAUGGUGGCGCGUCGCUUGCGCCUCGCGUUCCUCAACGUGCAGGCCGCGGCCGAAGCCCUCCCCGGCGUCAUCGACAUCAUGGCCGAGGAGCUCAAGUGGUCCGAUGCUGAGAAACAGAAACAAACCAAAGCGGCGCAAGACUUCCUCGCCAACGAGAUGGGCCAGAUGGUGAACCGCGCCAGCCGCGACAAGAUCCCCAUCAACCUCACCAAGGACGAGAUCCAGUCCUACAUCAAACGCUUCCAGAUCAUCGACAAGGACAGGAAGGGCUUCGUCUCCAUUAACGAUAUUAGAAGAAGUUUGAAGAGUAUGGGCGUGAAGCCAUCGGAUGACGAAAUAAGUGCGAUAUUGUCUGAGAUAGACGUCACUUAUCACGGACAACUGGAAUUGCAGGACUACCUUCAGAUGAUGUCGGCAAUCAAGUCCGGCCACGUGGCGUACUCGCGGUUCGCGCGCAUGGCUGAGAUGGAGGAGCAGCAUCACGAGCAGGAACAGCUGAAGAAGAGCAUCUCCGUCGAGAGGAGCGGCGGCGGCUUGUAGACCAACGUGAUAUAUCACUCAAAGAAAAGAUGUAAGUAGUCAACAUACUAAAUUUAAGAAUAACGUCAAUGAAAUAAAUGUAUAGUAAAUACGGAAAUACAUACUUUAUUUUCAUUUUAAUUAUUUAACUCAUAUUAUUCACCUACCUACUCAUAUUCGUCCAAUGUUAUGGUUUUAAAAUAAUUAUGUUUGUAUUAAUUGUUCCACUAUUUUAGUUUAAUUUAAAAUUAACUGUUCAUUUACUUAUAGUAGACACGAGUACAAAGGAAAAUGGUUUUAUAAAUUAUUUUACUCUCCUACUUACUUAUAUCAUAUUCCCAUUAUUAUGGUUUUGACUUUUGACAUUGCUAUAUUUGUAUGAAUUAAACUAAUUAAACACACAUUAGGACUUUAUUAUUGAGAUAUCAAUUUUUUUUAAUAUGUCCAAUUAAGUAUAAUUAUUUAAAAUAGCAGCACCUAGUCUUUAUUUGUUAAAAGUUUUAAUAGCGUGAAUCUGCAAUUAUAUGUAAGUACCUACCUACAUAAUAUUAUCGUAUACCAUUUUAAACAAGAUUAGGUAUAUUUAUACAUUUUUUAUAUAUUUAUUUUCAUAUACGCACGAAUGGUCAACUUGUACUAUUGUAUUGAAACAAGUUUGCUAGCCCAUGGGUUUAUAAAAAAUAAUAAUAAUAAUAAUUUUAUUUAUUAUACAAAUACCUAAUUAUUUAUUAAACUUUAUUACAAUCAAAUGAAUUAACUAAAUGUGAGAAAUUGAAUAUAAUGAAAAGAUCAACGAAUGUGAUUUAGCCACUAUAUUUGUUUUGAUAUGAUCAAAAUAUUAUAAUUUAUAUUUAUAGUACAUAAGAAUCUUUGUAGCCUUAUAUUUUUUUUAACAAAUAUCUUGCAGAUUACACUGCAAUUUUGUUGUUUUUAUCAAUAUUGUUUUGAUUUAUUAUAUUAUAAAAAAAAUGUAAAAUAUUUUGUGCAAUAAAUAUUUUUGAAAUUCAA